AUGCUAGGUCUUAGGAAUAUUGCCCGUUCGGCUCCGCGGUCUGCGGCCCGUCUUUCCUCAAGAGCGAUCCGCCCGCAGUCGUCCCUUUUCCGGCCAGUCGCUGCUCUCCCAGCAUGGACACAAUCGGCACCGCGUCUCACAGCUUCCUUCCACCUCUCAUCGAUCCGGAGACAAGAUUCAGAUGUCAAAGAGGAGCUUGUCGCAAAGCUGCAGAAUGAGAUUACCAUGGAGGAGGACCUAAAGGAGGAUGAGGACCUGUCCACCAACAUCAAGGAGUAUCUUGAAAACAGCGAGUUUGAGCUCGAGGAUAAACCUGGCCACCAGGAGGUUACCCUCACCCGCACCUUCGGCGACGAGAAGAUUCGUAUCACCUUCUCCACUGCUGAUCUGAACAACAACGUGCCCAACGAGGACCUCAACGACUCUGCCAUGUACGACGGCGAGGUGGACGACAUCAUCGACGGUCAGUCCGGCGGUGCUAAUACCAAAGGCGCCAUCAACCAGGGCAACACCCGCGACGGAAACGUUCGCGUCGCACCCGAAGACCGCAUUGCACCGGCCGACCGUGAAGAACUCGACGACGAGUACGACGAGGAUGCGCAGCAGCAGGGCUUCCCCGCCCAUGCGAACAUCCGCAUCGAGCGACCUGGCAAGGGUGCUCUUGCCAUUGAUGCUACCGCUCAGGACGGUGACUUCUUGAUCGAGGACCUGUGGUACUUCCCUUCGGCUGACCUUGCCGACCCUGCGACCGCCGAGAAGGACUGGGCAAGGCGGACGCUGUACACUGGCCCGCCCUUCAACAACCUGGAUGAGGACCUUCAGGUCCUGCUUGAGAAGUACCUUGAAGAGCGCGGCAUCAACACCCGGAUGGCACUGUUCAUCCCCGACUACAUCGACCACAAGGAGCAGAAGGAGUACAUCCGGUGGUUGGAGAACGUGAAGAAGUUCGUUGAAUAA
This is a messenger RNA of Didymosphaeria variabile, 957 nucleotides long. RefSeq names its product Mitochondrial acidic protein mam33 (gene MAM33). The record is from RefSeq and is a predicted model, not a curated record. Gene Ontology annotation, biological process: cytosolic ribosome assembly. Gene Ontology annotation, cellular component: mitochondrial matrix. The transcript has 3 exons. Bases 1 to 957 code for a protein of 318 amino acids. Lineage: Eukaryota; Fungi; Ascomycota; Dothideomycetes; Pleosporales; Didymosphaeriaceae.